AUGGCAACAAAAUUAAGUGAAUUAUUAGGAGAAGAACUUGUUCGACACAAUGAAUCGGAUGAUGAAUCAAGUCGAAUAUCAACAAGUCAACUUAAUGGAAAAACUCUCGUACUUUAUUUUUCAGCUCAUUGGUGUCAACCUUGUCGACAUUUUACACCAAAAUUAGCUAAAGCAUUUAAAGAAGUUAAUGAUGACAUAAAAAACAAAUUAGAUAUCGUUUUUGUUUCAUGUGAUGAAAAUCAAGAAGAUUUUAAUGAAUAUUUCAAAGAAAUGCCAUGGAAAGCAUUAUCUUUCUCUGAUCGUGAUCAUUCGAAGAAAUUGGGUGAAAAAUUCAACGUCAACGGUAUUCCAUGUUUGGUUGUUGUGUCUCCUUCGCUUGAAAUAAUAACUUCGGAUGGUGUCGAUGAAAUAUACGGUGCUCCUAAAGAAGCUUUACGUAAAUGGUCUCAAGGAAAACGUUUAUUUUGGACUCGUGAACCACGAAACGAUGAAUAUGUGUGGGAAUAUACUAAUUGCACCGAAUGUUUUAUGAAGCCUUUAGUUGGUUUACGGCAUGGUUGUACAAAUAAAGAGUGUCAAAUUGAUUUAUGUGAAACAUGUUUAUCAAAAAAUAAACAUGAACAUUCUCUCGUUGAAUAUCUGAUCCCGAACCGACAAUAUUCAUUAGAAAAACUUCUAUUAUCAAUACCUUAUUUACUUGAUCCUAAAACAGAAGAAAAAAUUGAAACAAAAACAAUGUUGAAAAAUGAUAUUAAAAGUGUUGGAUUUUAUUUUUCGGCUCAUUGGUGUCCACCUUGUCGCAGAUUCACACCCGAACUAGUCGAAAUUUAUAAACGAGCACAAACAAAUUCUCAUCCUUUUCAUAUCAUAUUCAUAUCAUGCGAUGAAGAUCAAGAAUCAUUCAAUAGUUAUCGAUCAGAAAUGCCUUGGCCUGCGGCUCCAAUGAAUUCAGGUGCAGUUCCUGCGGAAUACUUUCAAUUUUCUGGCAUUCCAUCAUUGAUUGUUGUAUCAUCUAAUGGAACAAUUUUGUCACGUCGUGGUCGUGAAGAUGUUGCACGUUUUGGUGUUCAAGCUUUACAAACAUGGUCACGAGGUGAAAAAUUAGCUCGUCCUUCGCCAGAUGAAUAUGAAUGGCGACAUGUCAUUUGUGACGGAUGUCAAAUGUCUCCUCUUAUUGGUCAAAGAUAUAGUUGUCCUAUCUGUGGCAAUUAUGAUCUUUGUUCAGCAUGUGAAAAGAAAGGACAUGAACAUUCACUUGUACUUCAACCGCAACCAGAUGAUCAUGAUGAAGAAUAA
Molecule: messenger RNA, 1296 nt
Organism: Rotaria sordida
Lineage: Eukaryota; Metazoa; Rotifera; Eurotatoria; Philodinida; Philodinidae
Source: the annotation of a GenBank genome assembly